Messenger RNA from Brugia malayi, 3798 nucleotides. It is a transcript of the gene Bma-lron-15, whose product is annotated as Leucine Rich Repeat family protein. The transcript has 19 exons. The record is from RefSeq and is a predicted model, not a curated record. Lineage: Eukaryota; Metazoa; Nematoda; Chromadorea; Rhabditida; Onchocercidae. Bases 1 to 3798 code for a protein of 1265 amino acids. Gene Ontology annotation, molecular function: protein binding.
AUGCCUGUAGGUUUACUGGAUUUACGAGAAUCAAGCAAGAAGCCAGUAUGCAUGUCUCUAUUCAGUAUUAUCAUCGCUGCACGAAUUAUCUUCGUACAAUCAUUAGGAAUAUUUACCGAACAAGAAUGCCUAUUUGACCCAACGCCACACUCCAAAUGGAAAGCAUGCAGUUGCGAAAAUUUUGAUGGUGAAGGUAACAUCCACGUAAAAUGUAGCCGUCAACCAUGGACAAUCAUACCAACCAUUCCAUAUGAUAACCGAUCACUUUUCUCUCAUAAUGACACGGUUUACAACAUUGUUGCACUGUCAGUUAAGCAUAGUAGUGUGACGCUUAUCAAACAGGAUGCACUAAAACAUCACAACAUUCAAAUACUCGACCUCACCAAUAAUCACAUCGAAGCAAUCAACGUUAACGCAUUUCGCGGUCUUGAGAACAAACUUUAUCAAUUAACGUUGAAUCAGAAUAGCCUAACGUCAAUACCAUCUUCGGCGAUGACCUACCUUUACCAGCUACGGUAUCUGCACUUGGUUCAUAAUAUGAUAUCCGAAAUUAAAUCAGAUACAUUCGAUGAAACUCAACUCAAAAAUCUUCAUUACUUACACCUCGACUAUAAUCAGAUAAGUAUGCUACCGAAAAAAUCGCUUUUACGACUGCCACUACAAGUGCUGACGCUUUCAAAUAAUCGGAUCAUUGAGAUUGAAAAAUUAGCACUACCAACGACAAUUUGGUUCUUGGACUUGAAAAGCAAUCUCAUUCCCGAGAUACCAUAUCUCGCGCUACGAGAGUUGAAACAACUACGCACUUUAGACUUGGAAAGUAAUAAUAUCACUGAAGUGACUAACAACCCCGAAGUGAAAUUUAUUUCGGAAAUAGAUCUAAAACUAAGCAAUAAUCGAAUCAGACAUAUUAAAGACAACGCUUUUGAUAGCUUUCAAAAGUUUGGUCGAUUAGAUUUAAGCUAUAACCAGAUUUCAACAAUAUCUGGAGCUGCCUUCAAUUCAAUCAGUCAAAUACGACAAAUCGACUUAAGCUAUAACAGAAUAGUACGUAUACCAGUAGAUACAUUCAAAAAUGUGGCCAAAUCGUUGAAAUGGAUAAAUUUGGAAGAGAAUCAAUUACAUCAACUACCAAAUGCUUUGCAGCCGUUACGGACACUAGAGAUUCUCAAUAUGAAUGGCAAUAAAUUGACUGCAUUGGAUACCAACACAAUUAAUAACGUGAAACCAGUUUUAACCGAGCUUCUGCUAGCAUUUAAUCGGCUAAUCGAGAUACCAAGUCAAGUACUGAAUGGGAUGAGUCGAUUACGACAUCUCGAUUUGUCAAAGAAUAGGAUUCGAUAUGUGCGACGCUUAGCUUUCGGAAAACUUGAUGGUACUGGAACAAAUUUAUUGAAGUUGAAUCUGGCUGGAAAUUUAAUCGAAAAUAUUACUGACUCUGGUGCUUUUCUCUACAUGAGUUCACUCGUAUACUUGGAUUUGUCGCACAACCUCAUCAACUACCUUAAUGAUAAUGCCUUUGAACGACUCGAAGGUGUCGAGUCCCUCUUUCUACAGGGCAAUCAACUCAAUCAGUUUCCCAUUACUGCCCUGGCUAACAUGAAACGCUUACGUUAUCUACUUUUGGAUGAUAAUCCGAUACGGGUUCUACCUGACUAUGUCCUAAGCACUCUCCCACAUCUACAACGGUUGUCGUUCACUCGUACAAGACUUCAGCACAUCACAGAUCGUACAUUCUCUGGGCAUUCUGCACCAAAUUUACGUUCUCUGAAUUUGGCUUUCAACCGUAUUGACUAUAUUUCUACUGCAGCAUUUAAUAAUAUGGAUAGUUUGGAACAGCUGGCACUUAACGACAAUAAAUUGACAAGUAUUCAAACACUAACAUUUUCGUCACUACGUAAUCUACGCCAGCUCAGUUUGGCAGGAAAUGCGAUCAACAUAACAAUGGAACGGUCGAUAAGUGACAUACCAACUCUAGAGAAUUUAUCGUUAGCUCGGAACCGUCUGCAACAGCUAAGCAAAGCAACAUUCGUUAAUUUAAAUAAUCUGGAGCAACUCGAUCUAAGUUACAAUCAGCUUCAGACAUUUGACUUUACAUUCCUAGCCCAAAGUCUGGUAAAUGUCAAACACCUUGACCUAUCACACAACCGUAUCAUUACAAUUGAUCUGCAUUCAGCAAAGCGAACAUUAACGUAUCUCAACCUGGCAUAUAAUCAAUUACAAUCAAUCGGGAAAAAUUUGUUGAAUGAUCUUAGUCAGCUAAAAGUCCUCAAACUAAAUCAUAACGAACUUAUUGAAGUACAAAGCAAUGCAUUCGCAACUUGUAGAUGGCUAAACGAACUCGAUUUAUCCUAUAACCAUCUGAGGAUACUACACAAAGGCACCUUUGCAGAGCAGAAUAUUUACGACAGUCUUGUAUUGCGAAGUAAUGCCAUCAGCAGCUUGGACACAGAUACAUUUGGAAACAAUAAUGUCAACAAACUUGAUCUCGCUUAUAAUGAACUCAAGAAAAUACCCCAACACGCAUUCAAUUCCAUCCAAAACAGCCUUACUAACCUGAAUCUAAGAGGCAAUCAAAUCCGAUCUAUAAGUGCAGAUGAUUUCGAUGGUAUGCAGAACCUAAUGGAACUAAUUUUGGCCGAUAACUAUAUCGAGAUUAUUGAAGAAGCGGCAUUUUCAAGAAUGAAGAAACUAAUGAAACUGGAUAUUAGUCAUAAUCCCAUCACAUCAUGGCAUCCACACGCAUUUCGAGACCUGAGUAACGCUAUGGAAACACUUGAUUUAGCAAAUACAGGCUUAUUUUCACUACCAAAAAUUGAUAAUCAUGGACUUCGACUUCUAAAUAUCAGCAACAAUAAAAUUCACGAAGUCAACAGAGUACAUCUAAUUAACAAUCGAAAAUUGGCAACAUUUGAUAUUUCUUAUAAUAAUUUUAAAGAACUUGAUCCGGAGAUGUUUGCCGAACUUGUUGAAUUAAAACAUUUGAACAUUACCGGGAAUCCAGUCAACAAAAUCACGGAUAGACAUCUUCGAAAUCUAUACAAUCUUGAAUCGCUCAAAUUAUGCAAUAUGAAGGAACUACUUCAUCUACCGGAACCAUAUUCGUUUCGGAAUUUACGCCAUCUACGCAAUCUUUAUCUUUACAACCUUCCCCGUGUACAGACUUACGACAUAUCAGCUAUUCUGAAAUAUUUACCUCCAUUACGCACUUUGGCUAUAGAAAUCAAAGAAACACAUUUGGCAACUCAGAUGUAUAGCGCUGAUCUUAGAUUACUACGAAAGAUUGUAAUCACCGGAAAACAGUUAUUUCAAAUCGAUACUGGUGCAUUUGCGCAGCUACGUGGUUAUAAAGUAGACAUAACGGUACGCGACACCGGAAUCAAAGUAUUUCCAUCAUCGAUAUUCAAUACCCUAACUGCUAUUAGUUACUUGUCACUUUCACUACCGAACAACCGUUUACAAACUUUUGAACCAUUUCCACAUACCAAACCACCAGUACUCAACCAACACGGCACCAUACUGCACAAUUUACAGCUAACGGGUAACCCAAUUAUAUGCGACUGCCGAUUAAACUGGAUCGGUGAGUGGGUUGAAUACUAUCAAAGCGUUAACGCAGCCUACGAACAACCUCUCAAUGAUACACGUUGUGCUAAUCAAAUUGGUAGCGGUGCAACGCUUCACAAUGCUUACACUUCAACAAAUUAUAUAGCAUGCACAACGGACAGUGCUACUGGCAGUUGUAAUUCAAUUCGUAUUUUCUUUAAUCUUUUAUUUCUACUUUUCCUGACAAUUUCCAAUUAA